This is a messenger RNA of Cephus cinctus (wheat stem sawfly), 1048 nucleotides long. RefSeq lists its product as uncharacterized. The coding region runs from base 160 to 810 and encodes 216 amino acids. The transcript is spliced from 5 exons. NCBI's taxonomy places the organism in Eukaryota, Metazoa, Arthropoda, Insecta, Hymenoptera, Cephidae. The record is from RefSeq and is a predicted model, not a curated record.
UCGUAGCAGCAGGGAAUGUGGGCCGAGUAUAUACCGGCUCAUCACGAUCGACCGACAGUUCAUUCCAUCUUUGUAAUUCCACUUCGUAAGGUGGACAUCGCUGGCUAUUCACAACUCGACGACCAAUUCACUAGGACAUACACUAAGAGUCAGUAAGAGAUGAGGGCCAUUUAUCUCUUGUUUUUCGGCAUUGUCGCUGUCAGCGCGCAACGUCGUCUUGCCCUACCGGAUCCACGAAGUUGCGCCAACCGAGUACGUCAUUCAACCUACAGGGAUGCACGUGGUGUAGCACAUUCGUACUUCUUCAGUUGGGAACAUCAGCCCACGAGGAGCUUGGAGGUCGACUGGUUGGAUGCCCGUAACAUUUGUCGUCGUCACUGCAUGGACGCCGUUUCGUUGGAAACGCCACAGGAGAAUGAUUUCAUUAAGCAAAGAAUCGCUCGCGGAAAUGUUAAGUACAUCUGGACUUCCGGUCGCAAGUGCAACUUCAAUGGGUGCGACCGUCCGGAUCUUCAGCCGCAGAAUGUAAACGGAUGGUUCUGGUCAGGUUCCGGUGCUAAAAUUGGUCCUACGACUCAGCGCAAUUCUGGCGACUGGAGCAAUACCGGUGGCUAUGGACAACCGCAACCUGACAACAGGGAAGCUGCUCAGGGCAACGACGAGUCUUGCCUCUCGAUCCUUAACAAUUUUUACAACGACGGAAUCAAGUGGCACGACGUUGCCUGCCAUCACGUCAAGCCAUUCGUAUGCGAGGACAGCGACGAACUUUUGAACUUUGUCGCAUCGCGAAAUCCUGGUAUUCGCCUUUAAGAAGACUUUGGAAAAUUUCAAUUAGACGGUCGAGUUGCACCGUAAUUGUACUUUAUAAGAACGUUCUAAUCAUCGCGAUUAUUUUAGUUUAUUUAUAUUAUACUAACCUUUAUGGUAAGUGAGGAGUUAUCAUUAGUAAGCCAGUCUGCAAAGCUACAUGUACAAUUUUGUAUGAUCCCCUUUUUUUCGUAUAAAAAAUAAAUAUGCUGCUAUUACACGUAGCAAGUAGUACCUGCAA